This is a messenger RNA of Paramecium tetraurelia, 1932 nucleotides long. RefSeq lists its product as uncharacterized. The record is from RefSeq and is a predicted model, not a curated record. NCBI's taxonomy places the organism in Eukaryota, Ciliophora, Oligohymenophorea, Peniculida, Parameciidae. The transcript has a single exon.
AUGAAUAAAUUUAUUCAAGAUAAAAUCUAUCAAUCCUCACAGCAUGAAGAAAUUACAUCAUUAAUCUAUAAAAUAACUGAUCGGUAGACGAAAUUUGCAGAACUUCAUAAUUAAGUUGAAGAAAGUAUUCAAAAAGUAAUAAAUGUGAGUUAGAAAUAAUUUGAAAAAGUUAUGAAAAGGAAAUAGAAGGAAUUCAGGUAAAUUCUACAAGAUCAUGAUGAAAGGAUAAAAGAAAUCACCUAGAAAUAUCAUACUUCUUAAAAUAACUAAAUAUAAUACUAAAAUCAAAAGAAAUCAGAAUAUAUACGGAUCUUUGAGUCUCUGUAUUAUGAAUAUUAAUAGUUUAUAGCAUUUUUCGAUCAUGACCAAUAGGCUGAAAAUAGUAAUUAUAUUAUUAUGAUCUAUGAAAUAUUAACAGAGAGUUAGGUAUUUCAUGAAGACUAGAGAUUGAAUGAAACACUUCUAAAUGAAUAUUUAAAGCAACAUAAAAUGAAUAAGAUAUUAUCUCUUCAUGCAUCUCUUAAGUUGAUAAUACCCCAAUUAUAAAAAGUUGAGGAAAACCUUUAAUUAUCAAAAAUCAACAGCAAAAAAGGAUAAUAUUUAAAUAUUCUUAAUGAAAGGUUAAAAGCAUUCAUAGAAAAUCUCAAAUAUGGUUUGAAUUAAUUGGAUAUGUUUUUAUCUUAAAUUCAAGAGAACAAUCAAGUCCAAAAAGAAUUAGAUACUAGAAUUCAUUCAAAUUUGAUACUAAUUAACUAAUUAUUAAAGAAUCAUCAAGAUAGAAAAAUGACUGAAUACGAAGAUUUAAAUAAAACGAAUGAGAAUCUCAUCAAAAUUAUUAAUCGACUCUUAGAUAUUAAUUAUAAACUUAAAUUAUAGCAGAAAUAGAAUUAUGAAGAUGUGUAAUAACUCAUGGAAUUGUACUACCUUUAAAAUGAUAAAGCACCUUCCUUAUAGCCAUUGUCUAGAAAGAGUACUAUUAAAAUAAUUAAACCUAUAUCAUAUUAGCGAACUAGAAUCUUCUCAGAAACAAAAAAAGAAGUUCAUUUUGAUUUAUCUUCUCGAAAUUCAGUAAAAGAGAUGAAUCUUGAAUCACAAAUCCUUUAUCAAUCUCCUCUUAUUAUUUAACCUCAAAUAGUCAAUCAACCUACUAUAACAGAUGUAUCUCUCUUUAAUUCUGGAUAAAGCCUUAACAAAAUCAAAACUUAAAAAUAUUGUGAUAAACAUUGGACUUCAAAACAUCAAACUAAUGUGGAUAAAAAAACUGCCAUUCCUAUUAAAUGUCAAUGUCCUCCCUAGUGUUCAUGCUAAGCUUUAUUAAUUAUACAUGUCCACACAUGCAAUAAACAAUUGUAUGUCAAUUCUAUAGGUCAGCUUCUAUGCUAAUAAUGCCUUUUCACCUAAAACAUAUAGGACUAUAGUUUCUACUGUCCUCACACAAGAACGAAAAAUAAAUUUAAAUGUAGCAAAGAUUUCCUAGAAGCAUUUUGGUAACAUAUUAAAACUUUGACUAUGAAUUAAUAAAUUGUUGAUUUUUGGAAUCGCUUGUAAAUAAGCUGUCAAUAAAUGUUUUAGGCAAAUCCAUUUUCUACAUUAGAAAUCCAAAAUUCUAUGAAUUUUAUUGCAUUCUGUCCAAAUUAAUGUAAAUGUAACCAUAAAUAGAGCAGAUAAAAAUAUCAUUUGUGCGAAAGCUAACUCUAAAUAACAUCUGAUGGACUUGUUCAUUGUAAAAAGUGUAAUUUUAAUGGGGAUCCUAAGUAAUAUAUUUGUUACUGUCCAGACACGAAAACAUUCAAUAUUUAUAGAAGUGGGGAGGAGUUUGUGUAGUCUUUAGAUUUGAUUCUUGAGGUAGGAAACUAAUAGCAAUAAUAGCAAUUACAAAACUAAUUUAUUCAAUAGUUAAGAUAAAAAAUUCCUUUUAUUUUAUGGGAAUGA